This is a messenger RNA of Paraglomus occultum, 122 nucleotides long. The record is from the annotation of a GenBank genome assembly. NCBI's taxonomy places the organism in Eukaryota, Fungi, Glomeromycota, Glomeromycetes, Paraglomerales, Paraglomeraceae.
AUGGCUUUUACAUCAAAAGAGACUUAUCAAAGGUUAUCAAACAGGCAAAUUUGGACUAUUCAAGGUGAAGAGUUUAGUCCUACAGUUGUCAUAGAAGUGGAUGACUUUGAUAAUAUUCAACA